CCUUCGUGCGUUCACUUUCCCAGACUCCACCAACCAAAUUCAGUAGAGAAGAAGAAAAGAAAACGAAAACGAUGUCGUCUGAGGCGGAGAAGUCAAACAAUUCAGCUCCGGCGACACCGCCGCCGUAUUUCUGGGGAGACAUGCCGGAGGAAGAGUACUACACUUCCCAAGGCGUGCGUAACACCAAAUCCUACUUCGAAACACCCAACGGAAAGCUCUUCACGCAGAGCUUUCUCCCCUUAGAUGGUGAGAUCAAAGGGACGGUGUACAUGUCUCACGGGUACGGAUCCGACACGAGCUGGAUGUUCCAGAAGAUCUGCAUGAGCUUCUCCAACUGGGGUUACGCCGUUUUCGCCGCCGAUCUUCUCGGUCACGGCCGUUCUGAUGGCAUCCGCUGCUACUUGGGUGAUAUGGAGAAAGUUGCAGCAACAUCAUUGUGUUUCUUUAAGCAUGUUCGUGACAGCGAGCCAUAUAAGCAUCUCCCUGCUUUCCUCUUUGGUGAAUCUAUGGGAGGUCUUGCCACACUUCUCAUGUACUUUCAAUCGGAGCCUGAUACUUGGACCGGUUUGAUCUUUUCGGCUCCUCUCUUUGUUAUCCCGGAGGAUAUGAAGCCAAGCAAGACUCACCUUUUCGCCUACGGUCUCCUCUUUGGCUUGGCUGAUACGUGGGCUGCAAUGCCGGAUAAUAAGAUGGUUGGCAAAGCUAUACAUGACCCGGAAAAGCUCAAGAUUAUUGCAGCUAACCCACAAAGGUACACAGGGAAGCCUAGAGUGGGAACAAUGAGAGAGUUACUAAGGAAGACACUAUACGUGCAGGAAAAUUUCGGGAGAGUAACUGCUCCGUUUCUGACGGUGCACGGGACAGCUGAUGGAGUGACGUGUCCUUCAUCGUCGAAGCUACUAUAUGAGAAGGCAUCGAGUGAUGAUAAAACACUGAAGCUUUAUGAUGGGAUGUACCAUUCAUUGAUUCAGGGAGAGCCAGAUGAGAAUGUUGCUAUUGUGUUAAAGGAUAUGAGAGAGUGGAUUGAUGAGAGGGUUGAGAGGUAUGGAUCUAAGUAAAGCAGAUUGAAACUUACAUUUUGUGAAAGAGAAAUGUGCAUUGAUACCAUGGCUCAUAGUGGUUGUUGAUUCGAGUUGUUAUGUUGUUUGUGUUUUAUCCAAGAACAUGACUUUUGGGAUGUAAUAAUAACUUCUAUAGUAUCUCUAUUCGCAUUUAUAUGACUCUUGAACAAUGUUUAUCGAA
This is a messenger RNA of Brassica rapa (field mustard), 1242 nucleotides long. RefSeq names its product caffeoylshikimate esterase. The record is from RefSeq and is a predicted model, not a curated record. Lineage: Eukaryota; Viridiplantae; Streptophyta; Magnoliopsida; Brassicales; Brassicaceae.